AUGGUACUUUCCCACCUGGAUAUCUGUCAGGUCCUGCUCCUGGUUCUUCUGGGAGUGCACCAUCCUGCCGACUACGCCAGUUGUCAUAAAACAAGUUUGAGGCAACCACUUGGCAAACUAAGAUCACACAUCCAGAAUCCAAGUGCAUUUGAUUUGGUCCAUUUUCUCUUCACACCACUAAACAUGGUAAUACAAGCCACAGGUGGUGUCGAUCUGGCCAGUAGUAUUCUUAGCCCUUUACUUACAAAAGAUGCAGUUGAGUUUCUACAUGCCUCAGUUACUCCAGAAGAGCAUCAGAUAUGGAUGUCACUUGGCAAUGCUUGGACCAAAGUGAGGAGUGAGUGGCCAAAGGAACAGUAUAUACCACCGUAUAUCCCAAGAUUUCGAGAUGGCUGGGAACCUCCUCUGUUGAAUUUUAUGGGAACAUCCCGAGAACAAGAUUUGAAUCAACUGGCAGAGUCAGUCGCUAAUGUGGUCGAGAAUCAACUUAAAGAGGAGCAUCGCAGGCUGAGUCAUGAGCCUUCAAGUGCCCAAGACACUUCUCUAAAUGAUGGAAGUUACGAGUCCCAUGGAAGAGGUCAACCAAAAAGUUAUGCCAAAUCGAAAUAUGACUUUGUUGCUCGCAAUUCUUCUGAACUUUCUGUUGUAAAAGAUGAAAUUCUAGAGGUAAUUGAUGACAGGAAACAGUGGUGGAAGGUUACAAAUGCUAGUGGUCUUUCAGGAUAUGUGCCAAAUAACAUCUUGGAAAUUACCAAAGCUCAGGAACUGGGUCUUGGACGCUCAGACCCAAUGUACAGCCAUACAAUUCAGCUGCUGAUGCCAAAGAAGGAAUUUGAACUAUUCAAGCAAUUACUUGGGGAGUUAUCAGAGAAGCAGAAAAUGGAGUAUAUACCUAAUCAAGUAAACCCAAUCCCCUGUGCUCCUUCUCCACCUCCUGCUCCUGCCCAACUUCCAUCUCAUCCAUUAACUCCUGGUUCAUUCAGCAAUCGGUCCUUUUCAUCCACCAGUGUCACCCGACAGAACAGCAGUAACUCAAGUGACAGUGGAAGUGUGGUCAUGAGAGAUGGCCAGCGAGAAAAAGACAAAGUGAUUAAUCGAAGGAAAUCACAUAUGGAAGAAGUACAAGAUGAACUUAUGCACAGAUUGACUAUUGGCCGUAGUGCUGCUCAGAAAAAGUUUCAAGUACCCUGCAACACCAGCCAUUCUACUGUAAAUAUAUCGUAUGAUUCAUCACCUGAUGAGGUGAAAAUGUGGCUGCAGUCUAAAGGAUUCAGCGCUAUGACAAUAAACAGCCUUGGUGUGCUCACAGGUGCUCAACUAUUUUCUCUGAACAAGGAUGAGCUAAAAACAGUAUGCCCGGAUGAUGGCGCUCGUGUCUACAGCCAAGUAAUGGUCCAAAAGGCUACCCUGGAGGAUUCACAGCUUUCACCAACUGGUCAUACUUGUAAUCUGAAACAGAAAAGUGGUGGCAACUCGGAGCUUCAGGAGAUCAUGAGAAGACAGCAGGAGAAGCUCAAUUCAAUGGCUUGUGACUCAGGUGUGGAGUCAUUUGAUGAAGCAAGUGGUCACUAAAAUGUCUCCCAAAAGCUUCUCUUUCUUGUGUGCUGCAUGGUAGAACAAACCAGGGGUACAUCAAAUUAAACUAGUUGCAGACUGGACUCAUAUAUGGAUGCUUUAAAAUUUUAUAUACUGUAUGUUGAGAUUUAGAUUAGUGCAAUGGUCAAUGAAAUCAGUGCACUUAGGUGGUCAGCCCAAUGAUUAUGGACUUAAGAGCUUUUUCUUUGAAGCAAAUAUAUAUUAUGGUACCAAAUAACCAGCCAUGAAUCUCUUUAAUGUGUAGCUGUAUUUUUCUUGAGUGUUGCUUGGCUGCUCCUAUUUUUCACAGCCUCUCUUUACAUUCUGUAUUUUAUGCAGUUCUGGAAAAUAGUCUUUCUGAAUUAGGUUGUUAUAAACAGUUCCUUAGUUUUCUUAGAUUUUUUUUUAAAUGAUGAUUGAUAAAGAUAAAAUGUUUAUUAACAUAAAUAUUGUUUUCAGUUUAGUUUUCCUGAGUAUUUAUUCUGAACAAACUGCUGAAAUAAUAAUAAUAAAAUGAAGCAAAUAUUA
Erpetoichthys calabaricus (reedfish) is the source of this 2103-nucleotide messenger RNA. RefSeq names its product epidermal growth factor receptor pathway substrate 8a (gene eps8a). Lineage: Eukaryota; Metazoa; Chordata; Cladistia; Polypteriformes; Polypteridae. Gene Ontology annotation, cellular component: plasma membrane; ruffle membrane; vesicle. The transcript is spliced from 14 exons. Gene Ontology annotation, molecular function: actin binding. The record is from RefSeq and is a predicted model, not a curated record. The coding region runs from base 1 to 1572 and encodes 523 amino acids. Gene Ontology annotation, biological process: regulation of Rho protein signal transduction; positive regulation of ruffle assembly; Rho protein signal transduction.